Messenger RNA from Helicoverpa armigera (cotton bollworm), 1200 nucleotides. RefSeq names its product circadian clock-controlled protein daywake. Lineage: Eukaryota; Metazoa; Arthropoda; Insecta; Lepidoptera; Noctuidae. The record is from RefSeq and is a predicted model, not a curated record. Bases 155 to 913 code for a protein of 252 amino acids. The transcript has 6 exons.
GUUUUAUGCAAUCAGCUGAAUGUACGGUGGACGGUGCGGCGCGCGCGCACCACUGGACCGAAACUUACAAACGAUGCCACAACUUAAACCGUAGUACUCGUCUGUUGUGACUAUUUUUUUUCAUAAAUAACAAAUAUUUUUUUAAUAAUUCAAAAUGUUUUCGUCGAAAGGAGUUUUCUAUUUAUUAACCGUGUUAAGUGCUUGUUAUGGUGCAGUUGAUAUCACAAAGUAUUUCAAGACAUGCAACAGAAAUGCAAUAGAUGUAAAUGACUGUAUGGCAGAUGCGGUCCAAAAAGGCAUUGCAGUCAUGAUUAAUGGCAUAGACGAGUUGGGAAUACCCCCGAUUGAUCCUUACCUGCAGAAGGAUUUCCGUUUGGAGUACAAAAAUAAUCAGAUAGCGGCAAAAUUGAAUAUGAAAAAUAUACAAGUUGAAGGCUUGAGAGCUGCCAAGGUUCAUGAUGCCAGGCUGCGUGCAGAUGACGACAAGUUCCAUUUAGAAGUAGACCUGACUAGUCCAAAAGUUACGGUCCAUGCUGAGUACCAUGGAGAGGGAAAAUUCAAUUCUCUUAGGAUUUUAGCCUUCGGUGAAGUCAAUACUACCAUGACUGACUUAGUUUACACAUGGAAGCUCGACGGAGUUCCGGAAAAGAACGGCACAGAAACGUACAUCCGUAUCAAAGAAUUCUACAUGAGGCCAGACGUUGGAAGUAUUGUAACCAAUUUCAAGAACGAUAAUCCGGAAUCAAGGGAAUUGACCGACUUGGGAACGAGAUUCGCGAACGAAAAUUGGAGAACCCUGUACAGAGAAUUCCUACCUUAUGCCCAGGCGAACUGGAAUAAAAUUGGAACGAAAGUUGCCAACAAGCUAUUUUUGAAAGUUCCUUAUGAUCAACUGUUUCCUACAUCGUCGUGAUUUUCAAAUAAGUUAGUUUCAGGGUUGAUUUUAAUUUAAUUUAAGGUAUAAAUCGGUGUUCUGUGAUAAAUAAAUAAUAUUAAACUCCUAGGGUAAAAAUUACCGUUACCAAUAAAAUUGAGUACCUGGUUUGUCGAAACUUAAUUUUUUCAUUCAUGGUCGUGCCGGCAACUUUUGUCUCAUGCGAAUCUACGCUUCCGGAAUGGCUACUUUCUACUUAGUUAAGUAAAGUCCUUACUGUUGAUUGAAGCUUAGUAGGUACAUCAUAUUGCUGUUUAAUAAGCUCA